Salvelinus fontinalis (brook trout) is the source of this 12128-nucleotide messenger RNA. RefSeq names its product potassium voltage-gated channel subfamily D member 2-like. Bases 920 to 2809 code for a protein of 629 amino acids. Gene Ontology annotation, cellular component: membrane; voltage-gated potassium channel complex. The record is from RefSeq and is a predicted model, not a curated record. NCBI's taxonomy places the organism in Eukaryota, Metazoa, Chordata, Actinopteri, Salmoniformes, Salmonidae. The transcript has 7 exons. Gene Ontology annotation, molecular function: protein binding; A-type (transient outward) potassium channel activity. Gene Ontology annotation, biological process: protein homooligomerization; potassium ion transmembrane transport.
UGUACGGUGUCCGUUUCAGAGAGAUAUUUGGUUAAUGCUGACACCGUCGUGCAUAACGGGGUAUCCGCAAGGCAUCAAGGAGGAGCGCUCCAUUUGAUUACACAGAAGUUAAAGGAUGCCCGGAACUCGUGACACGCCCCCUACGAACUGGGGAGAGGAACUUGGGCCUUCGGCGCAGCUGCAAAGCAGCGAGAGUGACGGAGAGGAGAGGCAGCCGAGCCAACAACUUCCAUACUCCCAUUUGUUGCUCUCCUUAUACGAUUCCGCGAAUUCGGUUAUUGAUUCUUCUCUCUCUAGUGGUUAUUAUAUAAUUAUUCAACGGUUGCCUCCGCUGGUGACAUUUUGAGCUGGAGCGGCAGCUUGUGGAUAUGGUGGUGGCACACUUGUGUAUUUCUGUGUGUCUGUGUUGAGCGCGUGUGUGUCCGUGUAUGUGAUUUUAUGUCCUUUCGCGAUUCAGCUGCGAACACAGAGCACAGUUGUCGGUGUGGACUCGGCCCAUACAGUCAUUGGUCUACGAAGAGGAUCACAGUCGCGCGUUUCUUGAAAAGCUCGAGCUCUAGGAGGGAUAAAGACGCCGGAGGCGCGAGCUGAGCUUCAGGGUGUUGUUUGGCUAGAGAAAUAGCUCGAGAAUGUCCUUGUAUGACUGGAGCCAAGUCUUUCCCGGUGUUUGGAGCACGGAAUCACCCCCGUGUUGAACUUGUUGCUGGUUCGUUUCAACCCCUUUUCCAAGGGGAGAAUAUUCUGCAUACUUUUGUGUGCAGAGAGGAUUGUUUUCUAUUAGAAAGAGAACGGAAAUCUUUAUUUUUCAAACCAGUCGCUUUUACGCGCAGAUGUCCUCUCGCCGCGCUGUGGUUCUGUGAUCGCCCACCGGAGCGUCGAGAGCUCUUCACCGGGACCGGGUCGCACACAGUGGGUCACCAUGGCAGCGGGAGUGGCGGCGUGGUUACCAUUCGCCCGGGCGGCUGCUAUAGGAUGGAUGCCGGUAGCCAGUGCGCCCAUGCCGACGCCCCCACCUGACAACCGGCGAAAACAGGACGGGCUCAUUUUGCUCAAUGUCAGCGGUCAGAAGUUCCAGACGUGGCGGAAUACAUUGGAGCGGUACCCGGACACUUUACUGGGCAGCACAGAGCGGGAAUUCUUCUUCCACGAGGAGACAAACGAAUACUUUUUCGACCGUGACCCGGAUAUUUUCAGACACAUUCUGAACUUCUAUCGUACCGGGAAGCUGCACUACCCGCGCCAGGAGUGCAUCUCGGCCUACGAUGAGGAGCUGGCCUUCUUUGGGAUCAUACCGGAGAUCAUAGGGGACUGCUGCUAUGAAGAGUACAAGGACCGGCGGCGGGAGAACCAGGAGAGAAUCCAGGAUGACGAGGACAGCGAGAACCAGAACGAUAUGGUCCCGCCGGAUAUGACAUUCCGAGAAACCAUGUGGCGGGCCUUCGAGAACCCCCACACGAGCACCAUGGCCCUGGUGUUUUAUUACGUCACCGGCUUCUUCAUUGCUGUUUCCGUGAUGGCCAACGUGGUGGAGACGGUCCCGUGCGGGACUUUGCAAAAUCGGGUCAAACAGGUGUCGUGCGGGGAGCGGUAUGCCUUGGCAUUUUUCUGUCUGGAUACGGCCUGUGUCAUGAUCUUCACCGUGGAGUACCUGCUGCGUCUAAUGGCGGCGCCCAGCCGCUGGAACUUCAUCAAGAGCGUGAUGAGCGUCAUCGAUGUGGUGGCCAUUAUGCCCUACUACAUCGGCCUGGUCAUGACGGACAACGAGGACGUCAGCGGGGCCUUCGUCACCCUGAGGGUCUUCCGGGUUUUCAGGAUUUUCAAAUUCUCCCGCCACUCUGCGGGGCUGCGCAUCUUGGGCUACACGCUGAAGAGCUGCGCCUCGGAGCUGGGCUUCCUGCUCUUCUCUCUCACCAUGGCCAUCAUUAUCUUCGCCACUGUCAUGUUCUACGCCGAGAAGGGCUCCUCAGCCAGCAAGUUCACCAGCAUCCCAGCAGCCUUCUGGUACACCAUCGUCACCAUGACAACUCUGGGAUAUGGAGACAUGGUUCCUAAGACCAUUGUAGGGAAGAUCGUUGGUUCUGUCUGUUCUCUGAGCGGUGUGUUGGUCAUCGCCCUGCCCGUGCCCGUCAUCGUGUCCAACUUCAGCCGCAUUUACCACCAGAGCCAGCGGGCAGACAAGAGACGCGCCCAAAAGAAAACCAAGCUUGGUAGAAUUGCCGCGAGGAAGAGUGGAGGGACUAGCGCAUAUUUGCAGUAUAAAAGCAACGGGCUGCUGAGUGACCUCAUCGACGAGGCAUCAAAGGCAGCAGGCCAGGCGCUGGUGUGCAAGGCCAACCCCAUGUUCGAUACGCACCACAAUCACCUAUUGCACUGCCUGGAGAAGACCACGAAUCAUGAGUUUGUGGAUGAGCAAACGUUUGAGACCAGCCUACUGGAGGUUUCCAUGGCGAAGCACCCGCCUCACUCCCCCUCCCUCUCCUCUGGCUACUCCUCCCAAGGCCUGUCGUGCUGCUCGCGACGCAACAAGAGGAAGAGCUUCAACGUGCCCAACUCCAACAUGACUGGAGGGCAUAGGAACAGCAUCCAGGAGCUUAGCACCAUCCACAUCAGAGAGAGACCCAUCACUAACAGUCGCUCCAGUCUGAACGCUAAGUUCGAGGAAACGGUGCCUCUGAACUGCAAGCAGCCCUACAUCACGGCGGCCGUCAUCUCGCUGCCCACGCCGCCCGUCACCACGUCCGAGAACGACGGCUCCGCCUCCUCCCCUGACUACUCACAGGCCAACAUCGUCAGAGUGUCCGCACUCUAGGCCCCUCGCCCCCCACCCCCACCCCAUCUCCAUGGCAACCCUAACACGGAGAGAGAGAUAGAGAGAGCUAGAGAAGAGAGAUCCUUCCCUGCUCCAAUCAGAGAACGGAGGGGAGGGGGUAAGGGGAGGUGUGGUGGUUAGGGGGGACAGUUUAGGCUGCAGGAUCCUUUUUGUUUUCCUACACGUAGCUACUACACGUCUGCUCUUGUGGUGAAAUAAAGUUGCAGUGUAAAGCUGUAGCAGAAAGCUCCGCCUUGGAUUUUUUGGUGGGUGAGAGACUGCGUUGCCGUGGCGACUGAGAUUAGCGCCUUACAAAUUAGCGGAGAGCGUUUAGCCACCUGGCUAACUAACUAACUGCAGCUACUCCCUCCAAACACUCUUCAAGGGAAAACUUACCAUUACUAUUUUUUCUAUAUUGUGUGUCUAAAUGUGAUGUCUUAAAACCGAAAUGGGGGAGGUGGAAUUUGUAUUGGUUUUUAUUGUUUGUUAAGGCCGUGAGUUUGACUAGAGCAGAUGUAUAUUUGCCAUGUUCUGAAAUGUGUGGAGUAGGAGAGAAAAGAAAAAGUAAUUUAAAAUAUUUUGACAAAAAGGAGAGCAAGGGGGUGUAUGCACUGUGUGUGCCAUGUGUGUACAUCUUUUCCUAACUUAUCAGGACCAGAAUGUCCUGACAAGUCACCAAAAUGUCCUGACAAGUCACCAAAAUGUCCUGACAAGUCACCAAAAUGUCCUGACAAGUCACCAAAAUGUCCUGACAAAUCAUCAAAAUGUCCUGACAAGUCACCAAAAUGUCCUGACAAAUCAUCAAAAUGUCCGGACAAGUCACCAAAAUGUCCUGACAAGGUAAGAAAACUAGAAAAUGUUUGAAAAGUCAGGACUGAAUUUGUUAAAAUUCAAUUUUAGGCUUAAGGGUUAGGUUUAUGGUUUGGGGUUUAUGUUAGGGUUACGUUUAAGGUUAGGGUUAGGAGUUAAGGUUUAGGGUUACAGGUUUGUGGUUAAGGUUAAGGUUAGGGUUAAGGUUAGGUUAGGGUUAGGAGUUAAGGUGUAGGGUUACAGGUUGUGGUUAAGGUUAGGGUUAAGGUUAGGUUAGGGUUAGGAGUUAAGGUGUAGGGUUACAGGUUUGUGGUUAAGGUUAGGGUUAAGGUUAGGUUAAGGGCAGAGUAUGUGAGUGGAGUGGAACGGAGCUGGAGCAUCAUCCUUCUCGCCCGCUCCAAUUUCUCUCCAGUAGCGCUCAUUUCACGAGCCCAGGGCAUGCCCGGGUAAGCAUGCAUGUUUAGUCUACUUGUGUGCUGCUAUAGCCCCUUUCUUUAGCUACUGGCAGCUGCAAAAUCAAGGUGACUUACAAAGAUGACGGCCUAGAGUAAGAAAGAGAGUGCAGUGAUGUAGUGUGCAGUGAUGUGUCCACAACUAAAGAAUCAUUGUGGAAUCUGAAAAGACACAUAUCCCGAAAGUAUGACGGUGUACUUAUUACGUGCACAUGCUAAAAGAAAGGAACGAGUGUGUAGCUCAUUAAGUGUGUCAUUGUAGCAAAGUGUUUAUCAACUAGAAAUCAGAUCUCUUAAAAGUUUCCUUCAUUUUUGCUGUAUUACCUAUACAAUAGGCCAUACUUGAUUUUGUCCCAAUAGGCCUGGCAUAUUCCAACUUUCAAGGAGCUUCCCGUUUUGGUUGGGUUAUUUUGCCUAAAAACCUUUAGGCAGUGGUGGAAAAGUACAGUUUUGUCAUACUUGAGUAAAAGUAAAGAUACCUUAAUAGAAAAUGACUCAAGUAAAAGUGAAAGUCAACCAAAGUAAAAUAGUACUUGAGUAAAAGUUUUAAAGUAUUUGGUUUUAAAUAUACUUAAGUAUGAAAAGUAAAAGUAUAAAUAAUUUCAAAUUGAUUAUUUCAUCAUAUGAUUAUAUAAUUAUAUGAUUAUAUUAUUAUUUUUUAAUUUACGGAUAGCCAGGGGCUAUCCCCAACACUCAGACAUAAUUUACAAAUGAAGCAUGUGUGUUUAGUGAGUCCGCCAGAUCAGAGGCAGUAGCGAUUACCGGGAAUGUUUUCUUGAUAAACGCAUAAAUUGGACAAUUUACCUGUCCUGCUCAGCAUUCAAAAUAUAGUGAGCACUUUUGGGUGUCAGGGAAAAUGUAUGGAUUAAAAAGUACCUGAUUGUCUUUACCUGAUUGUCUAAAAGUAAAAGUAGUCAAAAAUUGAAAUUGUAAAGUACAGAUACCCAAAAAAACUUCUUAAGUACUUUACACCACUGCCUUUAGGCCUACCUAUGGGGGAGAAAAAAAACUGCCCAGCAUAGCAAGGGUGGCUAAAAGGAUGUUUACCAUCCACAGUGGCUCUGAAGCGCGGAUAGGAUAUUCUUCGCUGCUGGCCUGCUAUCCAGGCACCUGACCCUGAAGGCUUAACUGGCAUUUUUAGUUUAAUUUGUAUUUAAUUCUAAGUCACAGCCGAUAUGCGCAACUUAUAGACUAUAAUGGUUUAAUACAACAAAAUGUUGAGCGCUUAAUGUCCAUGUCUCCCUACCAGCCUAGUGUGUCGCAUUCGCAAAUGCUUCACAAUGCAUUUCUUUGUAGACUAUAGCCUUGAAAUAAUUGAAAUAAUAUAGCCUAAGUACUUCAUGUCCGUUCCUUAUUAGGCUCCCUGUUUGGCUCCUGACCUAUUUCGAGUGUUUAUCAUACAUUUGUACUCUGUCUUGACUCGGUCUAGGACAGUGAGGAUACACAUUUCUCCCGAGACCAGCUGAAACCAGAGAAGUAAAAAAAAAAAAGAGUAAUAUCAGCUUCAAAUCAAUCAGCUCAUAAAACUGCUUCGCCAGGCCAAAUAUACACUCCUUUCUUGAAACAUUAGUACAGUAUGUUAACAUACGUUAUAUCUAUUACAGACAUGUUUGCGCAGUGGCGAACCUAUAGGCCUUCGGUGUGUGACAGGUUCGUGAUUCUGAAAGGACAGCAACCAUAAUACCAGGCUAUAGGCAGGCAUAAACCGUAUACCCACGUUUUUUCAGUGGGCAUUGCGUAUACUGACUGCUUAAUCCCUACUGGUGCAUAAAAAAAGUAGUGUAGUGGAGGUACAAGAUGUAUCAAUUAUGUGGUACAAUAGAGAAAUCAUGCACAAAGUAGCCUACACAAUCACAAGUGUUGGUUAGUAGGCCAUUUUUGAUGCGCAAUUGUCAUCAUGUGCUGCUUGCAUCAGGAUCAUAGACAUGGAUGGGCCUGGGGGGACAGAACCACUCACUGGGUGGACAGAACCACCCACUGGGGAGCCAGGCCCACAGGCUCACCCAAUCAGAUUGAUGUAGUUUAAGCAUUGUUGUGGACACGAGACCAUUACAUUUUAGUAUUUUUUCAAAUUUUGAGAGUGAAAAUCUGAAAAAUCGAUUGGAAAACACAGGUUGCCAUUCCUUCGCUGGGCGGGCCGUUUGGGAACUUUUUAGCAAAAUGUGAGUGUACCCACUUCUCCAGGUACCACUACACCACUAUAUAGGGCCGAUGGAAGGACAGCAGUCACACACAGCAUGGUGAUAAAGGAUAAGCAGUCCAUAAACUCGGACAUAAUAAGCCCAAUCAUAAGAAUACAGAAACACAACCAUUAAACAUUUCCCAAUCAAAAUGUACAACUAUUUCCUCCCGUUGCAAAAAUAGCACCUAUGACAGUGGAACUGACAGCGUUUUAACUACUUUGCAGAUAUAAAACAGACAGACAAUCAUAAUAUCAGUCAAAAAUAUAAAAUUCCCAGUUUAUGCUACAAAAAAAAAUUUAUAAGAGAUUUAAAAAAAAUAGUUUACACUUGACUCAACGUUCCAUGAUGUACACGAAGGCAUUGUUGGCAGAAUAGAUGGAUGCAGUUCAAUGCAUGAUUAAUAUAAUGAAUAUAAUGAGUGACUGACUUUUUCCCCUCAUAUAUUGUUAUUCGGUGGCUAAACACAGCUAGACAUGCAGGGGUCAUUUGGUUAGCUAGCAAGAACUUGAACGAGUGUUAUUCAGUUAGCAUACAGUUGAAGUCGGAGGUUUACAUACACCUUAGCCAAAUACAUUUAAACUCAGUUUUUCACAAUUCCUGACAUUUAAUCCUAGAAAAAAAUCCCUGUUUUACGUCAGUUAGGAUCACCAUUUUAUUUUAAGAAUGUGAAAUGUCAGAAUAAUAGUAGAGAGAAGGAUUUCUUUCAACUUUAAUUUCUUUCAUCACAUUCCCAGUGGGUCAGAGGUUUACAUACACUCAAUUAGGAUUUGGUAGCAUUGCCUUUAAAUUGUUUAACUUGGGUCAAACAUUUCGGGUAGCCUUCCACAAGCUUCCCACAAUAGGUUGGGUGAAUUUUGGUCCGACUUUGUUGUCCUUAAGCCAUUUUGCCACAACUUUGGAUGUAUGCUUGGUGUCAUUGUCCAUUUGGAAGACCCAUUUGCGAGCUAGCUUUAACUUCCUGACUGAUGUCUUGAGAUGUUGCUUCAAUAUAUCCACAUAAUUUUCCUACCUCAUGUUGCCAUCUAUUUUGUGAAGUGCACCAGUCCCUCCUGUAGCAAAGUACCCGCACAACAUGAUGCUGCCACCCCCGUACUUCACGGAUGGGAUGGUGUUCUUCGGCUUGCAAGCCUCCCCCUUUUCCUCCAAACAUAACGAUGGUCAUUAUGGCCAAACAGAUCUAUUUUUUUUUCAUCAGACCAGAGGACAUUUCUCCAAAAAGUACGAUCUUUGUCGCCAUGUACAGUUGCAAACCGUAAUCUGGCUUUUUUAUGGCGGUUUUGGAGCAGUGGCUUCUGCCUUGCUGAGCGGCCUUUUAGGUUAUGUCGAGAUAGGACUCGUUUUACUGUGGAUAUAGAUACUUUUGUACCUUUCCUCCAGCAUCUUCACAAGGUAAUUUGCUGUUGUUCUGGGAUUGAUUUGCACUUUUCGCACCAAAGUACGUUCAUCUCUAGGAGACUGAACACGCCUCUUUCCUGAGCGGUAUGAUGGCUGCGUGGUCCCAUGGUGUUUAUACUUGCGUUCUAUUGUUUGUACAGAUGAACGUGGUACCUUCAGGCAUUUGGAAAUUGCUCCCAAGGAUGAACCAGACUUGUGGAGGUCUACAUUUUUUUCUGAUGUCUUUGCUGAUUUCCUUUGAUUUUCCCAUGAUGUCAAGCAAAGAGGCACUGAGUUUGAAGGUAGGUCUUGAAAUACAUCCACAAGUACACCUACAAUUGACUCAAAUAAUGUCAAUUAGCCUAUUAGAAGCUUCUAAAGCCAUGACAUAAUUUUCUGGAAUUUUCCAAGCUGUUUAAAGGCACAGUCAACUUAGUGUAUGUAAACCUCUGACCCACUGGAAUUGUGAUACAGUGAAUUAUAAGUGAAAUAAUCUGUCUAUAAACAAUUCUUCGAAAAAUUACUUGUGUCAUGCACACAGUAGAUGUCCUAACCGACUUGCCAAAACUACAGUUUGUUAACAAGAAAUUUGUGGAGUGGUUGAAAAACAAGUUUUAAUGACUCCAACCUAUGUGUAUGUAAACUUCCGACUUCAACUGUAUCUCUUGCGUUUGCAAAUUCACUCUGGCUAUCUCCUCCAAUUUAGGAGCACUCUCGUCUAAGUGUGCGAGAGUACAAAACAACUGAUGAAUUUACGAAUAAUAUGACCAUUGUCAGUAAACGUAGACAAAAAAGUAAUAGUUAGUGAAGAUCGCUCUAGAUAACAUGUAAACAGCCCAACCAGCUCUGCUACGUUGAGUGAAAUGGUCAGAGUGAGGUGUUCUCUCAUUUGUGUCUAGAAGUAACUAGCUAGCAAGUUAGCCAACUUUAACCAGUUAGCUUGGGUACUUGGUUGGGACAAGCAUGCAUUGGCAGGCAAGCUGCAGAAGGACGAGGAGACUACCAUUUUGUGGCUUUUGGCGAAAGCGCUCUAAUGAUAUAAAGUCGCGCUGUUGCAACUGCCUGUAAACACACAGUCCAGUUCAAAGUGAAUGAUGGCAGGCCCGUGUGGAAAAUGGCUUGUUUAAAGGCCUACUGUAGCUCUGAUUGGCUAUAGCUCACCAGUGUGUAGACUCCGGGCCUCGACAAGACAGAUGUUUUCAUUCGGUUUUAUUUACUGCAGUGUCUAUUAAUUGAUAACACCUGCUGCAACUGCUGCAAACUAGCUGACAACAAAUGCUAGCUAGCUAGACCGUGGGAAACUACUGCUCGCUAUUGCGUAGUGACCUGUUGGGCCGUCAAGAAGGCAACAUUUUCCAUACAUUUUGGAAAAAACGGUCCCUACUAUUAAGUCAAAAUGUGAUUGGUUGAUUCUACUGUCACUCCAAAUGUUUGCCCUAAUACCGUUGAAUGGUGGAUGCAUUUAUCUAGAGUCUGAUAGCCAAGGACUGACUUAGCUAGCUAGAUUUAUCUCCCCAGAGACCAGCAAAGAAAAUCCUGGUUUGAUCUUUUUUCUCUCUUCAGUGUUAGCCCUUUCCUUUUCAACAAAACUAAAUAGAUUAAAUCAGAACAUCAUUGAAAAUAAUAUCAUUAUUAUUAUAGUAUUAUAAUAAUUAUUUUAUAAAUCCUUAGUCCUUCUCUGAAGGCGUAGAAGGCCCAUUGUUCCCCACUGUGUUUGGGUUAGUAAUAUUUGAAGAGUGGCUCUAUUUUCCUCAACGUGCAUUUCUUCACUAUUCAGAAAAUCUAAAGAAUCCACAUGCUGUUCUGAAAUAUGACCACAGAAAUACUGGACCUUUUGAACUCUUAUUAUAGUGUUGAUUUGACAAAUUUGCAAUCAUGGUCUCACAUUCUUCUGGUCUUGGUCUUGACUCGGUCUCGGACCCCUUGUCACCCUCCUGGUCUUGGUCUUGAAUCGAUCUCGCUUUAGGUGGUCUCGAACACAACACUGGUUUAUAUGCUGUUUAAUGUGACAUAUAGUCUAUUUGAAAUGAUGAGCACUUCUUACAUUCACCGUUUUAUUUUUAUGAUAAUACUUUUCAUUCAAAUCAUAUGGUUUGGUUUCAAUACUUCAAAACCAAUUAGUAGGUCCAGGUGGUCACAAAAAUAGAUAGGUGUUGGUUAAAUUGUGAUUUAAUGAAUGGAGCGAAUUUGGAGCGGCAGUUUUCUUUCUGGUGAGAAGAGGAGCGUUUUUUAGGGGAGUGGUUGGAAAGAACGUGGUGCUCCAUGAGCAGUGAGCGGGAUUUCCUACCGCUCAACUCCGCUCACGUACUCUGGUUAAGGGUUAAGUUUAGGUUUAGGGUUAGGGUUACAUUUAGGGUUAGGGUUCAGGUUAAGGUUUGGUUUAGGGUUUCUGGGUUUGUGCUGGUAUCAAACCUUGGGUUGAGCGGGCCUAUUGCAACUUUCUGCUCUGUCUGUAUAUUGCAAGUCAGUGUUAAGGUUAGGGUUAAGGGUAAGGAGUUAGGGAAAAUAGGAUUUUGAAUGGGAAUCAAUUGUUUAGGGAGGUCUACUGUGUGUGGGGGGAGGGCUUUGUGCGUGUGUGUGUGUGUGUGUGCGCAUGACCCCAUUGCUCUCACCUGUAUGUGUAUGUGUGACAUUAGCAUGAGCAAUAAGGGUUGAGUCCUCAGUGAGUGUGUGCAGUAUAUAUUGGUGAUCUAGCAUAUCACACUCGCCCUUUCUCUCAGAGCUGACUUACUUGUGUACCUACUUAUAUGAAAGAGAUGAUUGUUCCUCUCCUGUCCGUCCUGUCCUCUCUAACCGAACGGCCAUUGUGAAUACUGAAUACCUUUGAUGCCAUUUUGAAACUAUCCUUCUCUCUCAACCAGAGUUGACUACUUCAUUUGUCGUGGUUUAUCGUUCAAAGCAGCACCCACAUGAUGCCUGACCUUGAAAUGGGUUUAUUGUUUCUUUUAUUGAGGAUUUAUUGAGGUUUUUAUAGAUAUAUCGAUGAGUUUAUCCAAACUCCAAUGUUGUGUUUUGUCUUGUUUUAUGCAUCGUGGACAUGCUAAAGCAGAUUGACUGAGGGGAAUAGAAGAAGUCUUAUAUGAACACACAGAUAUUUGAGUCCAUUCCAUUUUGAUACAAAGCUGAUUUCCUUCUGAAUAUGAGGAUAAAACUGUGAUUAGACUUUUAUUUUGAAGGUCUCUGUUCAUUUGAAGUGCAUGUGUUUGCUACAGACAGUAUGAAGUUUGUUUUGUUCCUGAUUUGUGCCACACAAGCCUCCAUACUUUAUCACCAAAUGGGGGUUUGGUAUGGAAAAUGAAAAUCAAAGUGUAAAGAAAGCUCCUGUACCAGUCUACCAAACAUGAUUGACUGAAAGUGUUUAUUGAGCUGACGCUCUAUGAUAAUUCUAUCUUGUCGUGACUGCUAGGGCUCAGCUAUCAUCGUAGCUAGAACACUCUCAGCGCUUGGCGGGGAUGGAAUCCUGUAACCAUUCCAAAUCAGUACAACAAAAUCAAUGCAAAUGCAUUGAAUGACACUUUAAUAUCCAGCGAGCUGAUUUAACGAUAUUCUAUUUCUCGGCUGUGAGAUCUCUGGAGGUUUUAUCGAGAACUUGUCAUUUCCGAUGACGAUGGAUAUUUUUCUUUUCCGCUUUUACGUUUUCCAAGAUGGCUGACGUUGGUGGACUGAACGUGGCUCUUGAGACUGCUGAAGCGAAUGCCACACCCCUUGCUCCAACCCCCGCCCCUUUCCCACCACCCGCCCCCAAACCUGUCCACUUCACCAUCACUGCUUGACUAUGACGUGACAUAUGCAACAAUUUUUGGGUUUGUUGGUAAAGAUAUGCUUUGUAUCAGAGAGCAGAGGGAGUGGGAGAGAGACAAUAGAGAAACACAAAUACAUAUUUUUAAAAAUAUCAAAUGAUGUUGAAAUAUCUGUCUUUUUCUGUUCAUGUAAAAAAGAAAAAAAUAAUUACAACUGUUGCUAGUACACAUGUGCUGUAAAUUGUUCUUUGGUGUAGUGAAAAUCAUCAUGGUUUAGUCGUUUUUAAAAAUCAGUUUCACCGAAGGUUCUAGUGUCUUAUUUUAGUUAGCCUUCUGCUCCACCGCAUUUUAAGAACCGGCUUAAUAUUUUUCUAAGAGAAAAUGCAUGCGUUUGCUGGAGAACUUUGGGUUUAGUGUUGCACAAGGGCAGGCGCUGUCUCUGGAUACAUCCCAAAUGGAACCCUGUUCCCUAUAUAGUGCACUACUUUUGAUCAGGGCACAUUGGGCUCUGGUCAAAAGUAGUGCACUAUAUAGGGAGUAGGGUGCCAUUUGGGACACAACCUCUGUCUUUCAGUUUCCAUGCCUAAGUGAAAAACUUUUAGGGGUGAAGGAGUGUACUUAGGUCUUGUACAUGAGAUUAUGUAAAUUGAAGAAAUUAAAAGGAUGAUUAUAUGACGAUUACUUUUGAUCUGUUACAGCUUGUGUUGACAAAAAUACUGUAUAUGAAUUAUUGAAAAGAUAUUAAAAAAAUACAAUUCAA